Molecule: messenger RNA, 3393 nt
Organism: Ceratitis capitata (Mediterranean fruit fly)
Lineage: Eukaryota; Metazoa; Arthropoda; Insecta; Diptera; Tephritidae
Gene: PRAS40
Exons: 4
Coding region: 645-2624 (659 amino acids)
Biological process (GO): neurotrophin TRK receptor signaling pathway; negative regulation of TOR signaling; negative regulation of protein kinase activity
Cellular component (GO): cytoplasm
Source: RefSeq, a predicted model, not a curated record
UCGUUUGUUUCAUUCGUGUUGUUGGUAGAGUGCGGAUUGUCAAAGUUUCAAUUUUAGUGUAGAAUCGCAAUAUAUUUUUACAAUAAAAGUGUUCGAUUUAACAAAUAUUUUGACUUAAAUAUUACAAAUAAAUUUAAAAAAAAUCGUAAUAUAAAGAAACCCUUUACAUAAGAACAACCCCGAACGAACAAGUGCUGUGCAAAAAAAGGUUAAGUGUCAAGAAAAGUGUAGAAGGGAUAGCGUAUGAAAAAAUCACGUACCAUCAAUUCGAGAAACCUUGGAGUGUUAAGUAUCCAAUUGAAGCAUCUUACCUGAAGGACUGAAAACCUGUUAAAUACCUGUAGUUUACAACAACUGGCAAAAUAAACGCAUUUGACCAUACGCUAUACGCACAUAUAUACAAUUAAAAAAGAACAAGUUGAACGCAAAGUAAAAACUUCAAUAUAAAAAAAGAUUAUAAUAAAAAGGACAUUUCUUGACAAAUUUUCGACUAUUUUAAAUAUAAAUCUAAACAGUGUAAACAUUUCUGACCAAUUAUAGUGAAAACAGUUUGCAAAUAAAAACAAAUAGAAGUGCUAACACUUGCUGAAUAAAAAAAAUCAGAACUUCCUUCAUAAAGAAGGUGCAGCAUCACUGCCUUGAAAAUGCAGAUCUCAUGCAAAUGUUUAAACUUUAUAGCCACCAGUAAUAGUCAGGCUGCUAAUAGCAAUAAUGUUGGUAUUAUUAGUAUUGGCAGCAAUACGUCUGCCGCAACAACUCGCAAUCCGGCUGCUGCUGAUGAGGAUAGCAGCAUGCCAUUAGCUCAACAAUGUAAUGACGGCAGUGGUAAUAAUAAUAAUGCUAACAAUUUGUGCACCACAUUAAUGCAUGCGUUCCUGCAACGUUUUCCACGUACUUUCAUCUUCUAUUCACAGUGUAUGGAGUUCUUCAAACAGGCCAUUGGUCCCAUAACGGAUCUCAACAUUCACACGCUAAAUCAACGUGAUUUAGUCUACAGUAUAACAUUGGAGGUACCAACCGGACAAGAGCAGCCGCUCACACAAGCCUGGCAACUUAGUAUUUGCGUUAAUUGCAAUACGGCGCUUUGUGCCAAGCGUCUGCCCGCACCGACACCGGCUGGGGCACCAGCCGCACUCACCAUUAACCCACCGCAAUUCCUUAUUAAUUGCUCGCUGCUCACAAACAACGAGGAAUUGUCACUCAGACGUGCGGACAAGUCGUUUUCCGACACUUUUGGUCUGCUCAUCAUGGAUCAUCCACAAUUACAAUUGGAACAGUCGAAUAUCGGUGCGUUGUCUAAUUUUUCGGUUGGUUCACUAUCGACUGCGGUGCCAUCAAUGCAGCAAGACAUAAAACAGCAACGUUUACGGCAAUUGCAACAGAAUUUGCAACAGCGUCUCAAACGCGAAAUAGCCGAAACGGACGAACGUAUACAGCGCUACACCGAGCAACAGUUUGCAUUGUUGAAGAGUUUCCGUGAAAAAUCGGAACAAGAGUAUGCACUGUUGGGCCGUCUAAUCCAACGAGUGCCGGAACAGCAGGCAAUCGAAUUUUUAGAUCGGGCGCCGCCCGCAUUGGAGGUUAUUGGUGGCGGUGGCGGUGUUGGUGGCAGUUAUGCGUCACGUCGGCGCAACACCAUUAGUAGUCGUCGCGACAUUAUGUCUGUAACGACACCGACUACCCCAACAACACCGAAUCCCACAAGCGGAGUGCAUAUGCUUACACUGCCGUUAGCCACAACGGCUCCCUCAACACCCAGUGCCAUGGAUACAACAAAUACUCAGGGAAUCAGUGCUGGUGCCACAACACACCACACACCAGCAACAACAUUGAGCAGCACAGUAUUGGCGACGACAAUUGUCGGCAGCAACAGUGUUAAUCGUCGUGUCUCCAAUUUUGAUACGCCACCGGCGACUCCAGAAGCCACACCAAUGAGUGUGGGCAAUAGUCCCACCUUCCGACCACAACAGCAACAGCAGCAACAUCAUCAGCAACAACAGCAACAAUCAUCAUUGACACAACAACAAUUUGUACGUAUUGCAGCCAAUUCCUUCCAACAACAAUUCCCAACACCAACAGUCGAAGUGGCUGACGAUUGCCUCUUCGAAUUGGAGGGUAUUGAUGGUGGUGGCGCUCCGCCUGUCAACAAUAGCUCACCCUACAGUGCGCUCGUGUCGAACUUGUCACAAAAACUGCCAUAUCAUCAGCAGCAGAGAUUGCUGAAUAACCACGCACAUCCGCAUUAUCACCAACAGCAUCACUAUCACGGCAGGGAUAUGAGUGAUGUGGACGAAAGCGAGGAUGACGCUGGCGAGGCAGAAGUUGCCCUUGAUUUGGACAGCACAAUGCCAAUAUCGAUGGGUUCACGACCAAUUGUUGCCGGACAACAGCGACCUGGUGCCGCUGCUAUCGCAGCCGAUGUAAUGAACUUCGCCAAGAGUCUGCCAAUUGAAAUAGCAAACUCACCAAUGACUACUGGACGUUCCUAUGUGAAUGCGCUACAUGAAAAUGAAUUGGACAACACCGUUGAUAUUGCUGCAAGCAUUAAAGCGUUGGCCAAAAGUGUUCAUGGCGAAGCUGUGUUUGGCGAUUUACCACGUCCACGUAUGCGUUCGCAAAUUUAAAGUUUACAAGCAUAAAAAAAAAUGUAUACACACGCAUACAUACAAACCUUUGUAUUUACAUACUUGAACUAUAGUAGUUUGCUCAAUGUAAAGAAUAAAAAAAAAUAUAUAUAUAUGUUUGAAGUGCUUGUACAACAUCAUAAUAAACUAAUAGAUACUAUAAUGCAUAUUUUCAUAAUUAAACACAUACAUACAUAUAGUAUAUUAGAUAUAUAUAUAUAUAAUAUAAGUAUAUAAACUUUUCUUCUAAUAGCUUUAUAUUUGUCAUUAAUUAUCAUUCAAUGAAAUGGAUUAUGUUAAGCAUGUGAGAUAUUCAAUAAUACUAAUAACUAAACAAUAAAAAUUUGAGAAUAACUUUGAUUUGUUCAACAGAAAAUAUACAUAUGUAUGUGUGUUUGCGCAUCCGAUAAGAAUUUUGCGCAAAGAAAUUGAUUUCAUCUCUGCCUCAUUUUGUGGCUUUAUUUAAAUUUAAUUUUUAUUAUUUAGUAUAAAAACGACAAAAUAUUAAAUUAAAACAAACUAUUUGCAUAUGUACAUAUAUAUACAUAUGUGCCAACUUCAUUGCUGUGUAAUAGUAUGCAUUAUUAUAUUACUAAUUUAAAAACAAAAAUCAUUUUUUCUCCUUUGUCGCACACGGAAGCUCUAUAAUUAUAUGCAUAAAUUAUUGUUUUGCCAAUAAUUGUAAUGAAUACGAGUUUAAUUUUGGAAAUUAAUUUUAAUUUGUAAUACAUAUCUAUGUAGUUUUAAGUUUGUGUUUUUGUAUGCUUUC